Molecule: messenger RNA, 1503 nt
Organism: Caenorhabditis remanei
Lineage: Eukaryota; Metazoa; Nematoda; Chromadorea; Rhabditida; Rhabditidae
Exons: 8
Coding region: 1-1503 (500 amino acids)
Molecular function (GO): zinc ion binding
Source: RefSeq, a predicted model, not a curated record
AUGGAUGCUCUGAGGGCGGGUACGGCGCUCUGUCAGAUUUGUGAACGAGAAUUCAACGAAGAAAACGAUUUGAUUCCACGAAUUUUGACAGAAUGCGGGCACACUCUGUGCACAGAAUGCAUCACGAAAAUUUGCAGUGGUGGCAAAAACGUCGUAUGCCCGUUUGACAGAAUUUCGACGAUAGUUCCAGAAGGAGAUGCCAAAAAACUCAAGAAAAACUUCACAAUACUACAAAUGAAAGAAGAGGAAAAGUUUCGAAAAUGGCAGAUAAUGUCGACGAAACGAGAUAAGAAAACGAGACGAAACGAUGGAACUUGUGACGAGAAUCCAGCGCAUCGAGCGGCGAAUUACUGUAAAAGUUGUGAUGCCGACUUGUGUGAUGAAUGCUGGGAUUGGGUUCAUUCUUUGACAAUUCUUGCUCAUCACGAAAAAACAAUGAUGUUCGAUAAACCAAUUGAAUCACCCGAUUGUCAGUUUCACAUUGGAGAGAAAGCUGCGUUCGUGUGCAAAGUGGAAUCAUGCAAAAAGCUUCAGACACGCUUGAUGUGUCACGUAUGUUUCCGCGAAAAGAAUAACUAUCACUUCAAUCAUGGAUAUGUCCCACUCCAAUCAGAAGUCGCUGAAAUGCGGCAAAAAAUUUUACAAUCGAUGAAAGUGGCAGAGGGAAAGGAAGUUCUAAUUCUGAAGAAUAUUGAGAAACUUCAAGACGCAAUCACUACAUACUCAUUCCUCGGGUCUCCUUAUCGUGAUAAAAUGCUAGAACUGAAAAGAUUCCGAUAUUUCGCACCGGAGACAGACGAAUUGAUUGCAUCAAAAAUGAAAGUGGCCAUCGAGGAGAGAAUCGAUCGACUACAUCAAAGAAUUGCAAAUCAGAAAGCCGAUGUCGACUGGAUUCGGAAAAAUAAAGCUGGUUUAGAGAGGUUGAUGGCGAUGCCAAACAGUAAACUAGUCGAGUUGAGAUGGGAAGUUGAUAUGACAAUUGAGAGAAUCGAAAAAGCAUCUGUUAAGCAUCCAAAAGCAUUAGCGUCUUGUGCUAAUUGCAUAGUCCAUGUACCUUCCUCGAACCCUCUGAGAAUUGAAGUGAAACCGGCGUAUCGAUUGGAAAUUCGAGACAAUUCGAAUGCGACAAUGAACUUUCUUGAUCAAAAAAGUGUUCUCGUCUCUAGUAAAAAUAACGUCCGUCGCUACAAAAAUCAUUUCUUUCGAAUCAUCGAACAAACUGAAGACAUAAAAGUCUGUUCAGAAGGGUUGAGUUUAAUAAUUGUUGUUGAUCCGUUCAAUGGAGAUCACGACAGACAAUGCAGUGCACUCGAACUUCUUGAGAAUGCCCCCGCGUAUGAAAAUAUCGUCGUCGGAUUGACUCCAUUCAACUUCCAAGCUGUUUCAACAUUUCUUGCCAAACUUGUAGAUAUUGGAGAUAAGGAUCCAAGAGUACGUAUCGUGUAUAUAAAUGAUCCAGAGACAGACGUCGAGAAGAUGGUCGAUUUCUCGAUGGAUAAAUGA